Acaromyces ingoldii is the source of this 951-nucleotide messenger RNA. RefSeq lists its product as hypothetical. Bases 109 to 855 code for a protein of 248 amino acids. The transcript is spliced from 3 exons. Lineage: Eukaryota; Fungi; Basidiomycota; Exobasidiomycetes; Exobasidiales; Cryptobasidiaceae. The record is from RefSeq and is a predicted model, not a curated record.
AAUGCUAAGAGAUGCUUCUCAAAAUCAGUAUGAUUGAAAUUCUUCGAAAGCGUGGCUAUUCUAUCAAGGCUCCCGAAGAGAGCAUUGGUCUUCCAACGAGUCAGACAGAUGUUCUUGCGAUAUCCGGGUCGGGAAAAGCCACACCGGCUGCUGCUUUCCGUGAUGCAGCUCAAUCUCUCAACGCGCACAAAGCUUUUAAGAGGACAUCGUCUACCAACGAGCCUCAAAAAGCCGAAGCUACAACAUCCUCGCUCACCAAUCUGGCGGCCCUCGCUCUCCCGCAGGACUUCGAAGAUGGUCAGUGCGGUACGUGGCGACUUAACAAAACUAUUGGCUGAUCAAAGGUUCUUUCUAGAACGAGACGUGCUGGACGCGGUCUAUACUGCUCUAAAAAAGGAACUCAAAGAACUUGCCCACGAAGAUGGGCGAGAAUCAUCUCAUGUUCGGUCACGUAGCCUCGAAGAACUCUUGAAAAAGAUGCAAGGGAAAGGCUAUACAGUGAAGUAUAGUCAAAAGCGUGGUGAGGUCUUCAAGGUGCAUCUAGGGUGGCAAGAGAAAACCGAGAACCACUCCUCGAAAACUUCAAGUAAUGGAAAAACGGCGCAAAAAGUCUCAGGUUGCGAAGAAGAUGAUGUGGUGAAGCUUGUCGAAGCAGUCGAGAGUAGUCUAACGUCAAAAGGGAAAGCUCCAGCCUGCACGGUCGAGAAAAUUCUGCGGUCUGAGAUACCGGAUCUCUACAACCGAACACCGACAAUACGCUGCUUCAGUCAUUACUUGAUGCACAUGAGGAGCAUAGGGGCACCAAUACGAUUUGAGCAAGCAGAGGGGCGGCCGACAUGGAUCUACUUUCUCUAGUCGGCAUACGGCGGUCUUUCACAGCUGCAAGAAACACUCGGGGUUCACCUGUAUGUCGAAGAGUAUACCUAUCAAAUUGGACUCAGCAAGUGAUUC